AUGGCCACUACUUCCUGGAAUCGCCCUCUAAAGGUAGUCAUUAUUGGGGCUGGAGUAUCUGGCUUAGCGAUUGCUGAACUAUUAAGUCAAUAUCCAUGCUUUAAAGUCCUACUAUUAGAGGCAAGUCAGAGAAUAGGAGGUCGUGUCAAUACAAAACACAUUGACAAAGAUUCUACUUUCCUCGAACUUGGAGCCAGUUAUAUCCAUGGUUCCCCGGAGAAUCCAAUCUAUGAAAUUGCCCAUGCAAAUAAAAUACCAAUCACUAGAUCGAUUCUAGACUUCAGCGCAUUGCGUUAUGGUAUCGAAUCCAAUCAAAAUAUCGAUGAAACGAUACGAAAUAAUGCUAGCCACUCUUAUUAUAGUACCAUCGAGAUGUGCAAAAGUUUUGCUACAGCACCUGCAGCACAGUUACCUGAAGGUAUCAACAGCGUUGGAACUUUCCUCAGAAAUAGCCUACGCCGAAGAAUCCUCGAUGUCCAUGCAAAGGAUAGAUCUGCGUUUGCAAGCAUAUUUCACUGCUUUGAAUUAAUAGAGUGCGCUAUUUCUGGGUGUAACUCUUUACAUGACUUACAUUUGAAAGAUUUUGGAGAAUAUCAUGAGUUAGACGGUCACAAUUGGGAAUUUACUAGUGGUUACGACAAUGUAAUACAACAUUUAAUCAAUAAUUUGAAGAAAAUAAAUGUGACUGUACAAACAAAUACUAUAGUUGAGCUGGUAGAUUAUAACGAUUCAUCUUCUUACAAUCGAAACGAUCCCAAUGACUCCAAAUCUCAAACUAAUCAUGUAUAUCCAAUAAAUGUAAUAUGCAAGGACGGUAAAAGUUAUACAGCUGAUCAUGUCGUUUGUACCGUAUCACUUGGUGUUCUUAAAGAGAUGGCUGAAACUCUUUUUAAUCCUACCUUACCUCAACCAAAAUUACAGGCAAUUAACCGCCUUGGAUUUGGUACAGUUAAUAAAGUAUUUCUAUUUUAUAGAGAGCCAUUCUGGAGUGGUCAUCAAUUUCGGUUAGUAUUCGUCUGGAAUGAUCAAGAGUACAAAAGUCCCAGCGACAGAUGCCUUCUAUCCAAUGAUGAUGCUUGGCUAAGGAACGUAUCUGCGGUUUCAACAUGUCAAUCUUGUAAGAAUGCUCUGGUUUUCUGGAUAGCCGGUUCCCCAGCUAUAGAAAUUGAAAAAUUUUCAAAUGAACAAAUUUCACUCUCAUUAACGAAACUGCUCAAAAUGUACAUGGAUAACCCUCUUAUCCAACCACCUUACAACAUCAUCAAAUCCUGCUGGCAUAGCAAUCCCCAUACCCGUGGCUCUUAUAGUUACGUUAGUACAGCAGCGAGUGGGGAAGAUUUUAAGAUCAUUGAAGAUCCAAUUUUGGACAAAGAGAAUAAAUCUCCACUAAUUAUGUUUGCGGGAGAAGCCACUCAUAGACAACAUUAUUCUACUGUGCAUGGAGCAUAUCUUAGUGGAAGACGGGAAGCAAUGAGGUUGUUGGGGGUGUACGGAUUAACUUGA
Molecule: messenger RNA, 1503 nt
Organism: Trichoplax adhaerens
Lineage: Eukaryota; Metazoa; Placozoa; Uniplacotomia; Trichoplacea; Trichoplacidae
Exons: 1
Coding region: 1-1503 (500 amino acids)
Molecular function (GO): polyamine oxidase activity
Source: RefSeq, a predicted model, not a curated record